This is a messenger RNA of Ceraceosorus bombacis, 7109 nucleotides long. The record is from the annotation of a GenBank genome assembly. NCBI's taxonomy places the organism in Eukaryota, Fungi, Basidiomycota, Exobasidiomycetes, Ceraceosorales, Ceraceosoraceae.
AUGGCCCCCUCAUCCGCAAAGGAGACCUCCAAGCUGUCAGAAAUGGCCGAGGGCGGGCAAAGUGUGGUGACAAUGCAGUCCAGGAGUAGUCCACCAGCUGCGAGUACGUCAGGUGACGGCGACAGUCUCCGCCGUACCACUGCACUGGCUUUGCAAACACUUGGCAUGCACUCUCCUCGUCGUCGCGACCUCGCUCUUCAAUCGGUAGACUCGUCAGCUUCAGCAGAAGCUUCAAACGUCAAAGCAGGCGUCGCAUCACCGACAAAACCCAACUCAGCUGGCUUGGUCGCCUCACCGACGCUCUCCUCUGCACUCGAUGGGCGCCCACCUGCUUCACCGAUCGGCCCACGCGCUGCUCCCUCGUCGCCCCCAUCGAGGUUGACUGGCACUUUGGGUCUCUCGCCGCACUUCGCCGACUUCGCCCAUGGCACCUCGUCCACAGCCUCGUCCUCCACUGCCGUUUCGCCAAGCUCUGUCACUGCAGACGUUCACGGCGAUAUUCAACAGCCCGGCGCAGACGAGGCACCAGCCUCUCAGGAUAGCGGCAAGGGUGCGCACAGCGCGAGGCCUGCGUCUCCCGCAGUGGCACCCUCUCCGAGCAGCGCUCCGCCCAACCUGGAAGGUUUCCCGAACUCAGCACAGUCGAUGCCGCUCUUCGCCUUCACCACAAGUCCACCACCAGAGUCAGGCAUUAUUGCAUACUCUGAGCACUCGACAAAUGCGUCAUCUUUCAGCGGUGUAGGGACGUCCCCGCAGGCGAGACCGCUGGAGUCGGUUGCACAGAGCGGUUCCGCUCCUGUCACAGUACCCAACGCUGUACGAAAGUCGAGCACUUCCACCUCAUCUCCGGCAUCGCCAGCAGCCAGAGAGCUGCCCUCUACUUCAUCAUCGUUGCAAGUGACCGCAGUUGGUCCUGGCCCGAGCCAUGGAACACCGCCCUUCCUCUCGCCGAGCUCGCGAAGCCCAAGCACUGGCAGUCUGAGCGCAGGCGGUGGCUCAAAUCAUGGAAGCGCUGUCGGCUUCUUCUCGUCUUUGCGGCCCUCCUCGCCGAUGAGGCGAGCAAACACGGAUGAUGGGUCAUCGGUAGUCUCAGCGACCAGUGCGAGCUUGGCCGAUACAGGGGCUGGUCCUUCAAGUGUCACGACCGGCGGAAUUUCGGCAUUCCGAGACAGAAGGAGAGAGGCAAAAGAGCGAGAGAAGGCCAGUACCAAGAGUACAGAUGAGGCUCGAGCGAGGAGGCCCAGCAGCGUCUUUGAGCACGUCGGAGGAAUGUGGGAACGAUUUGGUAAACGUGUGCAUUCGCGCGGAGAAAGUCGCGACUCUUCGUCGCAGGGUCACCGACGCGGAGUGAGCGCGGCGUCCUUGACGAGUGGAGGUGCGAUGCCCUCGGGUAGUGCCUUGGACACUAAUGAAGAGGCAGAAGAGCAGGUGAGUGGUCUCGUCUGAGCGCAGGCGCCGCAGAAUCAGCGGGUCCGUAUGCUCAGGAGGAUUUCGGGUCAGGGUACCACGUCCCUGCAUGCGCUCGAAAUUAGGGCGUUGCCAGGCGCAGACAUAGCUUCGGCCCAGCCAUGCGCAGGGCGCGUCGAUUCCCUGCUCAAGGUCGCUGACCAUGUGUCCACUCGCGCCUGCAACGCUCUCUCCAUCCCUACGCCCCAGUCGCCGAAUGGUUCCUACCUCGCAUACACCAGCGAUCGCUUCAACUCUAACCUAGUACAGACGCAAUAUGCAGCUGGCGGCAGCAGCUCGAACAUCCAGAUCGCAGACGUUGGCGAAGCACAUGCCACAGGCGCCGACCCGAUGGAGGUUUUGGAUUCGCCACCCCUAGAUGCGAACGAGCUUGACGCCAGUCAAGGUGCAGACGGACAUGCUCGUGCUGAGUCAUCUACAGCUCCUCUGCGGCCACUAAUCAGACCUGCCAGUACCCCGCUAGAGCGCGUGCUGAUUCAGGUGACCGAGGACAAUGAACGCUUUUCGGUGGUUGACAUCUCUGGUCUUAGCUCUGCUGCAGCUAUCAAGGAACGUAUGCUGAGCAAGUUGCGUGAGUUUGCAGAGGCUUGAUCUAAGAUCGCGCGUAACGUUCUGACGAAUAUCUCGUGCCAAUGGGCCCGCCUCUCUGCAGAUAUCUUCGACAGCGAGCACUCCAGCUUUGCGUUGUAUCGCACCGAGAUCGGUCAAUCAGAUGCAACGGGUCCGCGCAUCAACGACGAUGCCCUGCUUGCACAAUGCUUGCAGCUCGGAGAUAGCAAAGGCACCUUGAAAUUUCUCAUGCAACAAAUCAUUCCAGCGAGAGAUGGUGAUAUGCUACCUCCUCCAGUCUCUGGCAGUAUUUCGCCACAAAAGACUCUCAGAGAUCUUCCUGGAUCCAAAGCCUCCUACAAUGUGUCCGGCAGCACGUCUCAGAGCGGAGCUGCGCCCAUCGUUACUGGACAUUCAAAAUCGAGCAGCUUGUCGUCAAAGUCGACCGUCAGCGACGUCCUUGCGUACAGCGAUGCGCUCGUCGAUGGGACCUCGGAAAGUCAGUCCCUACGCAGCGCGUCGACUUCGGGAAGCAUGAUGCAAAGGGGACGAGCUAAGCCUCGACGGCCUGCGACUGCUGGCGAAUAUGGGAAGUCGCCGCCGAACUCCGCUUCUUUGCGCGGCUUUGCACUCGGCUCUGUUGCAGAGCAGCAAGGGACGCCAAUUUCUUCGAUCGCCCAUUACCGUAGACCAAGCGUCCCAAGGGACGACACUGUGGUAGAGGAGCUGGAUGAUGAGGAUGAGAGUACACGUACCAGUCGACCAAGCGCUGGGCAAGUACACACCCGACAUCCUUCUUCGGGCCAAUCCCAGCCAUGGGUAGCGCCAUGGGAAGAGGUGUUACCACCUUCUCGUGAAGGUGGUCCAAACGAAGGGACGCACGCACUGCGGAAUCGGCCUCCUUCGCCCUCACUCGUUCUGAGCCCGCAGUUGGGAAGUUCCUCGAGCGAUGUUGGCCGUGGACCUCGGCGCUCGGACCAGCAAACGAUGGGCAGGAUGGGGUCGCAAACUUCAUUGCAGGACGGUGGACCGCUGCCUCGGAGUCUCCUCACCAGUGGCGGAAGAGAUCUGCGUCACCACGACUCGGCUGCGCAAAUGUACGCUGGUGCUUCACCACCUUCGGAACAUGGAGCCAACUUCGACCACCGCCAGCGCAGUGAUACCGCUUCCGACCGCAGGCCUUCCUACUCAGAUGGCGCGAGCAGCCCGAUGCACGCUGCGAAAAGUAUGGAUGAUCUUCGAUUGCGGAACGCCGCUCCUCCUGCUCCGCCUCCGGGCACCAUGCCGCCGGCCCGUCAUCCCGAUCUGCUCGCUUUUGGCGGUGUCCAUCCACUGGACACUCUCGAUGGUCGUUAUCCAAGCCCGAGUGUGGCGAGGGCUACUCCGACCCCACCUUCCGCCGGUAGUGGGUCUAGUGCUCCGGCCCGUCAUCAUAGCGGCGAUGUCCGGGGAACUCCCUUCGUUCACGCGUACGCAGGACCACAGGAUCAGUAUCGUGCCCGCGCUCCGUCACUAGUAGAGUCGACGUAUCCGGACCAUCAGAAAGCUCGAGCACCUUCAUUUGGCUCUGCUUACAGCAGCGACGGAAGAAUGCUCGCGCGGCCAGUAUCGGAUCCAAGACUUCUCGCGAUGCGACCGAUGCCCUCGCCAGGUUUCAAUACCCCACCGCGACCUAGCCCUCACCAGUAUCAGGCCGGUCCUGGGCCUCUCGCUCCGCAGUACGAUGGCAGGUACUUGCAUCAAGCUAGACCCCCUAACCAGCAAUAUACCAACGAAUUCGGCGCGCGUAUGACGCAGUACGCUAUGGCAGGUCCUGCGAGCGAUCCGAGGCUGCAGCCUCCAGCGACCAUGUCCGGACGCAUUUCGCCAGCUCCUUUUUCUUCUCGACCGCACACCUACCACGACAUGCAAGCGCAACAUUCUGCUUACUUUAGGCCCCCACAGCAAGGACCGAGUCCUCAUAUAGCCCAUCAGUCGCCUGGCUUUGUUCCUCGAGAAGACCCCUUUGCAGCAGCGCAUUUCCCCGCGAGCAGCUCUCGGCAGGUGUCGGAAUUUCAGCGGACUGCAUAUGGACCAGGGGGAUUGCAACCUGGCAAGACUGUGCAGGAAACACUGCGCUCGCAGCACCAUCCCCAGCCACAGUUUCAGCCACAUGGGCACAGCUUUGGUCCUCGCGAACCGCGUGAUCCUCGUGUGGCAUGGAACGGACCGCGUCAGCCAUAUGAGCAAGAGUACCCCGCUCAGCCUUAUCGCACGGCGCCUCGAGCCGAAAGUCCAGCGCGACCGAUGCACACUUCUGCACAGAUGCCCCAGCAGAGCCAGCACUAUGGACGCACCGGGACGUAUGUGGAACACCAAUCUGGUCCUCCGAGUCGCUCCAUAGAGACACAACAACGAUUCCCCCAAACGACGCAGCCCCCGAACAACGGUCCUGGAAGUCCAAUGUCGUACAUCAGUGGAAUUCAGCAAUCAUCGCCUUCUGUGGCAUCACUUUCGUUCGCAGGGCCUUCGGCGCCUGCGUCGUCUUUCCAGCCGAAUCAAGAACAGCAUCGGCCAUCAGAAACAUCGUCGGGAUCCUCGUAUGCGUCAUUCGCAUCUGGCGGAAGGAAUGUCUCUGUGGAAGAUCAGACAGCUCGCAACUCGGUGGGAGAAUCCAUUGGCAGCGCUCCGACGUCUGCGAGAAGCUCGAGGAGCGAGCCGCUGAGCCCGAAUACUCAAAAGAGGCUACUGGAUACCAAAGCUGGUACUCCUAUAAGCACGAACCAGGCGCUUGCAGGUCAUGGCUCGCCAAACGUCCCAUACGAUGCUGCCAGACGGCCCUCGGUGGAGGAUCAAGAUCUUUUGAACAUCAGACCACUUCCCAAGCCGCCUCAAAGCCAACAGCAGCGAAGUGACGCCUCGCGUACUGAUCGCAUGUUGUCACCGGUCCAUGUGAGCUCGACUGACGACGAAGGCACUUUCGACGCGUCGAGAUGGGCGUCGGUGCUCAGUGCAAUUGAUGGCGAUGGUACUGCGAGGCCAGGCGACGGCGCGACGUUGCGGCCAGACAGGUCGGACUCGUCGACGACAACGAAUGCCAGCUCCUUCACCUCAGAGUCCACUUCAACUACUCUGAAAGCUGAAGACGAGCUAGACGAUGCUGAAGACGGCGGUGGCACAUUUGCUUCCUUCGUGGACGACGAUGACGAUGACGAUGCUGCUGGAACUUGGGCGCGUCCAUUGGAUCCCAAGGCCUCUGCGCUCAGUCAAAUCCGAUCUCAGAGUGGCACCAACGCGCCCGAAAUUACGUUGUCCGUCUCACACCACGGUACCGGCACGACGCUGCACGACCCUGGUGUAUCACAGGAAGCCGGCUCUCGUAGCCCUCGAAGACCUCAAUUGACGAUCAGCAUCGACUCGAACAAGGGAGGCCAAAGCGGUGCGCACCCCAGCUCUCCUCGAACUCGUCAGCUUUCGAUCGCGAAUGCGGCGUCGACUCUUCUCCAACCUACGGAGCCUUCCUCUGCCGCGUCUUCGAAACCCAUGACUCCGACGUUGUCCGGCGUCAAUCGUCGAUUGUCAUUCGCGCAGCGUGAAACUGAUUGGGCGCCGCGUCCGCCACCCGAGCAGCUCUACGAGAACUUGGACGAAUUCUUCCCGAAGCAUGACCUUGACAAGCCCGUGCUUGAGGCUUUGAUACCGGGCAGUCCCCUUGUAGGCAGUCCAAAGUCCGACGCCAAUGUCGCUCUCGCUCCGCCAUCCUCACCCACCGCAGUGACGGGUCGUGGCAUCGGACGCAGUGGUCACAAAAAGUCUAUCAGACUCGUAGCUCAAGACCGCAAGCGUCUGCUCGAGCGCGGGGAGACCACUACCAGGCGUCGACUGGAAGGUCUCAGCAAUCUUGAAAGAAGGCGUAGUACCAAGCUCUGGGGCGGCAAGGUGAUCGAGAUGACCCCUGGCACGGACCUGAAUCAGCCGGUCUCGGCCACUUCUGUCGCAUCUCCGACUGCUGACGCAAAUUCGAGACGUGAGUAACGCUACAAAAGCCUGAAUAGGUCUUUGCGGUGACUAACAUGCAUUACGUUCGAUCUUGCACAGCGGUGUUCAAAUGGGUCAAGGGUGAUCUGAUUGGAAAGGGUACCUAUGGGCGGGUGUACCUCGCACUCAAUGCGACGACUGGUGAGAUGAUCGCAGUCAAGCAGGUCGAGCUGCCCAACACAGACAGCGACAGAUUGGACGUGCGGCAAAAAGGUAUGGUGGAUGCUUUAAAGUCAGAGAUAGAGACUUUGAAAGACUUGGACCAUCCCCACAUCGUGGCGUAUCUUGGCUUUGAGGAGACAAGACAAUUUUUGAGCAUCUUCUUGGAGUGAGUCUUGAGACGUCGCCGUGUUGGCGCCAGGUCUCAUCAUUAUGUGCUCACUUUUCCAUCGUCUUACAGAUACGUACCUGGCGGUAGCGUGGGCAGCUGCUUGCGAAAGCAUGGCAAGGUCAGUCGUUGCAUGGGACGUUCCCUUGGCAUCAUGCUUGAGGCUCACGAGAGUUUGUAUCCUGGACAGCUCGAGGAAAACACCACCAAGUCCUUCGUCCAUCAAGUGCUCACAGGUCUAGAGUACUUGCAUUCGAAAGGCAUUCUGCACCGAGAUCUCAAGGCCGACAACCUGCUUGUGGACCAAGACGGUGUGGUGAAAAUCAGUGACUUCGGAACUGUGCGGAAAGGUGCCGACGACGUAUACGGCGAUGUCGCAUCUAUGAGUUUGCAAGGUUCCAUCUUUUGGAUGGCGCCGGAGGUUCUCACUUCAACGCGGGGAUACAGUGCGAAAGUCGACAUCUGGUCCCUGGGAUGUGUGGUGCUUGAGAUGAUGGCGGGGCGCCGCCCUUGGAGCGAUCAAGAAGCUGUCGAAGCCAUGUUCAAGAUUGGGGCAGAGAGAAGAGCCCCACCCAUCCCUGCAGACGUUCGCCUCUCCAAAGCAGCUGCUCACUUCUUGCGCAACUGUUUCCAAACGGAGCCUGCAAAUCGGCCAACUGCAGCAAAGCUGUUGACCCACGUCUUCCCUCACGUCGAAGGUGGUUGGAGCUUCAGUCAGACUCAACUGUACAGACACCUCAAACGUUGA